AGGAUCGAAGCCUGGCGGAAGCGGGGCCAGCCUCAGGGGGGCGGUUCCUUGGACCAUGGCGGCCGCGCCGCCGCUGCGGGACCGCUUGAGCUUCCUGCAUAGGCUCCCCAUUCUCUUGAAGGGGACCUCAGAUGAUGACAUCCCGUGUCCAGGCUACCUGUUUGAAGAGAUUGCCAAAAUUUCCCACGAGUCAUUGGGCAGCAGCCAGUGCCUGCUGGAGUACCUCCUGAACCGCCUGGACAGUAGCUCUGGCCACGUCAAGCUCAAGGUGCUGAAGAUCUUGCUUUACCUAUGUGGUCAUGGCUCUUCCUCCUUCCUGCUCAUCCUCAGACGAAACUCUGCUCUCAUCCAGGAAGCCACAGCUUUUGCAGGCCCCCCUGACCCUCUUCAUGGAAACAGCUUGUACCAGAAGGUGCGGGCAGCUGCCCAGGACCUGGGUAGCACCUUGUUCUCAGAUGCUGUGCCACUGCCUCCCUCCCAGCCACCCCAGGCCCUGCCUCCAGCAGGCAUGGGUGCCCAGGCCAGACCUCAUAGUGCUCUCCAGGGCUUCGGCUACACUAAGGAGUGGGGCCGGACAGGCUCUGCGGGUGAAACCCUCCUCUCUACAAUCCAGAGGGCCGCAGAGGUAGUGGCUAAUGUUGUGCGUCCUGGGCCUGAGAACCCCAGUACCCAGGGACCCCUGCCACGUGGUGAUACCUAUCAGCCUGCAGUGACACCUUUAGCUAGCCACACACACCCCAACCCUGGGACUCUAAUCCUUGGGGCCAGAGCUGUGAGACACCAGCCUGGGCAGGCUGGAGGAGGCUGGGAUGAGCUGGACAGUGGUCCGAGUUCCCAGAAUUCCUCCUGCACCAGCAACCCGAGCAGGGCCUCAGACUCAGGCAGUCGGUCGGGCAGUGACAGCCACUCUGGGGCCAGCCGUGAGCCAGGUGACCUGUCAGAAAGGACUGAGGCCAUGGCCCCAAAUGACUGUCAGCAAGAGCUGAGCCUAGUGAGAACUGUGACACAGGGGCCACGUGUCUUCCUGAGCCGUGAGGAGACCCAGCACUUCAUCAAAGAGUGUGGGCUGCUCAACUGUGAGGCUGUGCUGGAGCUGCUCCUCCGCCAGCUGGUCGGGACCAGUGAGUGCGAGCAGAUGAGGGCACUGUGUGCCAUUGCCUCCUUUGGGGGUGCUGACCUCCUGCCUCAGGAGCAUGUCCUCCUCCUCUGCCGGCAACAGCUGCAGGAACUUGGUGCAGGCAACCCCGGACCUGUGACCAACAAAGCUACCAAGAUCCUGAGACACUUUGAAGCCUCCUGUGGACAGCAGUUCCCUGCCCGAAGGCCCUGUGCCCAGCACAGCUCUGCAGCUGCCCUUGUGGGCCCAGCUGAUCUGCUGACCAGCCCUGUGCCUCCCCCUGGGAGCCAGGUCUUCCUCCAGCCUCUUAGCUCCAUCACCAUCGUGCCCAGGGAUCCUGUGCCCGCUCCAUCCCCAGAUACCCUUCUUCCUGCUCUAGAGGAUGCCAGUGAGGUCAAAACCCAAUUGGUAUGUUCUAGUGAACAGGGGGCAGGAUUUGAGCAGAGCCCAGAGAACACAGACACCCCAGAGGGUAGCUCCAGUACGUGCCUGUGGAGUCCCAACUCUUUGUUUGAGGGAAUGGAGCUGGUGGCUUGCUCCCGCCUGCCCUGCCCCAGCUCCCAGGAUCUCCAGCCAGAUGUACAGGUGACCACAGAACAUUCCAUCUCAGAGCCAUCAGCUUUCCCAUUUUUGAAUAUGUGACUCUCUG
Molecule: messenger RNA, 1766 nt
Organism: Peromyscus eremicus (cactus mouse)
Lineage: Eukaryota; Metazoa; Chordata; Mammalia; Rodentia; Cricetidae
Gene: Tepsin
Product: TEPSIN adaptor related protein complex 4 accessory protein
Exons: 13
Coding region: 56-1759 (567 amino acids)
Cellular component (GO): trans-Golgi network membrane
Source: RefSeq, a predicted model, not a curated record